Molecule: messenger RNA, 3846 nt
Organism: Entamoeba histolytica HM-1:IMSS
Lineage: Eukaryota; Evosea; Mastigamoebida; Endamoebidae
Product: UDP-glucose:glycoprotein glucosyltransferase, putative
Exons: 1
Coding region: 1-3846 (1281 amino acids)
Cellular component (GO): endoplasmic reticulum
Molecular function (GO): UDP-glucose:glycoprotein glucosyltransferase activity
Source: RefSeq, a predicted model, not a curated record
AUGAAAAUACUUAUUCUCAUUUUAUUUACUACCGCAUUGGGUACAAUCCAAGUUAGUCUUAAAAGUAAUUGGAAAGACACUCCUUUAUUAUACGAAACAUUAUCAUAUUUAAAUGAAUAUAAUAAUGAAUUACUUCUUCCAUUUUUUGAAGGAAUUAUAGAAAAGGAUGUAUUUAAUUUAAGAGGAGAGAAAGCCUAUAAUACGUUUAUUGAAUUACUUCCAGAAAAUAAUAGAAAAUUAAUUGAAUUAGCAUUAUCAUUAAGAAGCCAAUCACCAUUUGUUGCAGCAUCUAAUUCAAUAAAUAUAAGUUGUAAUGGGAUUAUUAGAGGAAAUAAAUGUAGUUUAAAUGGAAAAGAAGAAAAAGGAAGAUUUGAAUAUGAACGAUAUUUAUUGUAUUUAACAAAACAAACUAAUACAACAGGAAUUCUUAUUAUUCCACAAGAAAAUAUAAAAGAAAAAUUUAAUUUAUUAAAACAAUUAAUGAAAGAAAAAGUUAUAAGUUCAAUGGCACUUUUUCUUAAACCAUCAUUAUCUGAAGGAAUAAAAGAUGGAAUUAUAACACCAUUAGAUACAAUGAACCUUACAGGAUAUGAUAUUGAAAUAAUGCAUAGAAAUUUUAAAAGAGAAUUUGGUAUAAUAAAAGAGAAAGAAGAUUAUAUUUAUUUAAAAGAAUGGAAUAAUGAAGAAUUAAGAAUUGGAAUGAUGGAUUAUUUAUUAAAUGAUAAAGAAAAAUCAAUUAGUAAUAAAUUAAUGAAUAUAACACAAGAAUUUCCAUUGUCUAUAAUUAAUUUAUUAAAAAGAAAAAAUGAAAGUUUAAAAAUAAUUUCAGAAAAUUUAAGAGAAGUAAAUUCACAAAUGAUGUUAAUAAAUGGAAUAUCUUUUAAUUUACAACAACAAUCAAUUUAUGACUUUAUUGAUAUUUUACAAAAAGAAGAUAAUAAAUUACAUGAAUUACAAAAAUAUGAAUUACCAAAGAAUUUAUUUAUUUCAAGUUUAGUUUCAAAAGAAAAUAAAGAAACUAUUAGAUUUCUUAUUCCAUCAGAACAUAUUAUAAAAUUAAAUUCACUUGACUCUUAUUUAUAUGAAAGAUUCCCAAAACAAUUAGAAUCAUUCUUUCAAUAUAAUCCUUAUAGACUAUUUAGAUACACUUCUCAAGACCUUUAUACUUUUAUUGCUACACUUGAUUUUAAUGACUUAAGUCAAACAUUAAACUCUUUAAAAGUUAUUCAAACUUUUAUGUUUAGAUAUAUGGCUCCUCUACAAUUUGGAAUUAUUCCAAUUAAUAUUCCAACAAAUGAAAUUGGUAAAAUUCUAUUAAGUAGUAUUAUUGAUAUUAAUAAUAAAUGGGGAACUGAUGGAUUAAUGAAAUUUAUUGAAAAAGUUGAUGAAUUACAAAUUAAUAGUGUUAGUCAAAUAACUGAUUUCUUUAGAAAGUUUUAUAGAUUAAGAGUAAGUACAUUUGAAUAUAAUAUUAAUAAUUAUUUAAAUAAUACUAAAAUAUUAAAUACUAUUAAUUAUAUGAAUAAUCAUGGAUUUAAAUUUAACGCUUUUUAUCUUAAUGGAGUCUUUAUUAACCCUGAAAAAAUGGUUAGUGAAUUCUCUAAAAUUUAUUCAAGUGAUAUUCCUAUUUUACAAGAAUUAAUUAGAACAAAACAACUUCAUGAUGGAAAUAUCUAUAAACAAUUACAAAAUAAAUUCCAAUGGAUUAAAUAUAUUGAUAAUGACCUUAUGACUAUUAAACAAAAUUCAAUUGCUAACUGGAAAGAACCUUUUAAUAUCUCUAAACCCGAAGAUAUUAAUCAUAUUAUCACUCUUUGUGGAGAUGGCGAUGAAGUUAAAAUGAAUCAAAUCAUUGAGAAAUUAUAUGAACUUCAUUCUAAGGAAAAAUGGAAAAUUAUUGGUGGAAUGAAAAAUAUAACUGAAAACCAAAUUAUUGAAAAUAAAUUUAAAACAAAAGAAUUUAAAGAAAUUAUAAAAAUAUUAAAAGAAGGAAAUAAAAAGGAAAUAUGUGAAAAUGCAAAUAUUAUUUUUGAUAGUAUUAAAAUUAAAGGAAAUGAACAUUUAGAAGAACAAAUAAAACUUGUACUUCAUGGUAUUAAACAUUUAAGUGAAAAUUUAAAAAGAGAUAUUGGAAUUAAUAAACUUGGUAUUGCAAUGAAUUUGAUUUUAUUAGAUUCAUUAACAACUAAUAGAGUAUAUGACAAUAAUCAAUCACCAUUAACAGUUAAACAAGUAGUAAAUGAUGUUAAUUCAAUUCAAUAUAAUAUUAAAUUAUUGAUUGAUCCUAUUAUGCGAGAAGCACAAAAAGUUAGUAAAAUGCUUCAAAUACUUGAAGAGUUAUAUCCAAAUCAAAUUAAUAUUGAAAUGAUUCUUAUUAAAACUUCAGGAAAAGGUGGUGAUUUUCCUUGUGAAUAUUAUUAUUCAAAUAUUCCAUUUAAACCAAUAUUUAAUAAUAAUCAAAGAAAAGAUCAAGACUUAAUUAUUCAAAGUUUACCAAAAAAUAUUAUGUUUCAAUUAAAAAUUAUUACAGCACAAAAUAUUGAUACUUUAUUAACUAAUACAACUGUUGACAUUGAUAAUUUUAAAAAUAAUGGUACUAUUAUGAUUGAAUAUUCUUUAACUAAUUUAGUUAUUGAAGCUACUUCACAAUCUAAAGUUUAUAUUGGAAAUGAAUAUCGUUAUAAUAUUAUUAAUGUUACUGGUGAUAAUGGUUUUAUUAAUCAAGGUGUAUUAAGUAAAGAUGGUUAUUUCCAAACAUUAGUUCCUCCUGGGAUUUAUUCUACCUAUUCAAAUCCAAGUAUGUACUAUAAAUUUAUUACUCUUAACCAACCAUUUGAGGUAUUAAACUUUAAAUUUACUGUUCAUGAAUUAUCAUUCCAAUCAGUUCUACUUUCACUUGAAGAAAAGAAUAAAAUAAUGAAUGAAUUAAAUACAAAUAAACCAUCUACUAGUAAUUCUUUCAUUAGUAAUUUAUUUGGAAAUAAAAAAGAUGAACCUCCAAUUGAAAUAUUUACUAUUGCAGGUGGUAAAGAUUAUGAAAGAACAGUAAAAAUUUUAAUCUAUUCAGUUAAAAAAAAUACAAAAUCUCCUUUAAAAUUUUGGUUGAUUGAAGAUUUCUUAUCUCCAGAAGGAAGAAUUAAAUUAAAAGAAUACGGUAAGGCAUUAGGUGUUACUAUUGAGUAUUGUAGAUUCCAUUGGCCAUAUUUCAUGUUUAAACAAGUAUCUAAAACUCGUAUUAUUUGGGCAAAUAAAAUCCUGUUUUUAGAUAUGAUGUUCCCUCAAACUGUUGAUAAAAUCAUUUUUAUGGAUUCUGACCAAGUUACACGUGCUGACGCUAAAGAAUUAUGGAACUUUGAUAUUCAAGGUAAUGCAAUUGCUAUGACUCCAUUCUGUGAUGGAGAAUGGUUAAAUAAAGAAACAGUAAAUUAUAGAUUUUGGUAUCAUGACUCAUGGCAACAUGCCCUUCAAAAUCGUCCUUAUCACAUCUCUGCAUUAUUCAUUGCUGACUUAAAGACAUUUAGAAUGAAUAAUGUUGGAGAACAAUAUAGAUCAAUGUAUAACAACUUGGCUUUUGACCCUAAUAACCUUGCUAACCUUGACCAAGACUUACCAAACUAUAUUCAAAACUAUGUCCCUAUCUUUUCACUUCCUCAAGAAUGGCUUUGGUGCGAGUCAUGGUGUAAUCAAAAGGUUAAAUCAAAAGCUAAAACAAUAGAUUUAUGUAGUAAUCCUAUUAAGCCAUUAGGCAAAAUAGAGAGUGCUCUAAAAUAUAUUGAAGAAUGGAAAAGUUACGAUGAAAUUGUUCAUGGAAUGGAAGAAAAAAUAAAUAAUAAAAAAGAGCUUUAA